UAAUGGAAUGGUUGCUUAGCAACGUAUCAUUUAGAUUGAAUAAUAACAACUUAAAUUAAAUUGAAAUAAUUUAGAACUCAAUUGUUAAUAAAUUAAAAAUUAAUAGUCUGCAACUAAUUAUCUUUACUAAGAUAGUGUUAUGGCAGAAUCAGAUAUGCAUACUCAUGAGUUAAUUUGUAACGAUAACAGUACAAAAGAGUUUUUGUUACACGAGAAAACUUGCGAAGCAUAUAAGGAUAGUGACGAAGAGAUUAAAAUGAUAUUUAAGGAAAUUAAAAAGCUCUCGGUUUCUAAAAAUAAAGAUACAGAAAUAGGCGAGGAUGUUGAUGAUGUGGACUUAAUUUUAAAAAGAGCGGAGGAUAUUGCCAAUGAGACUGAAAAUAUUUUAAAAAGUAGCCCCGUAGCGACGGUUGUGAAUGGUAUUCGUCCAUAUAUCGAUUCCGGUAACAUACCACAAAUAAAAGUUACUAAGCCCAGUGAUAAAGAAAUUCGCAUAGGAGAGUAUAAAACACUAUUUAAUGAAAAGAAUUACCAAAGUACAAAGCAGGGUAAUAAGGAGGUAAACGAAAUUCGACGUAAGCCUAAGCUGAGGCCUUUCUCUGCUGGCGUCAUCGAUUCAAAGAAAAAAGAGGCGGCGAAAGUAGCGAAAUUUACAACGAAUACACCGAAAAAAAACACGAAUUGUAAACACGAAUCCUUAGUAGAAGAAUUAAAGGACACAAAUGAAAGAAUUAAAAGUUUAGAGUUACUUAAUGUACAACUAACAGAUGACAAUAAAAUAUUACGUAAGAAAUUAGACCAGGUGAAUGAAGAGAAAUAUGUAGCUUCAUUAAAAGUUGCUGAAUGCGAAAAAUUUGUUCAUCGAUUAUCAAGAGAAUACGAAAAUAGAAAUUCAGAACUUCAGAAUUGUAAGCGAAAUGAGACAAAUUUAAUGAGUGAACUAAAUAAAGAAAGGAAUGAAAGAAAAAACAUAGCAAUACAGCGUGAUAAAGAUGCACAUACUAUUCAAGAUCUUCAAAGACAAGUGAAGGAGAUGGAAAUGAUAUUGAAAAGAAAACAUCCCGAUUCAGUCUCGGCUUUGAUAGUUGCUUCAAAAACAUCGUCGAUUGAAGAUAAUAAGAAGAAAUUAUUGGAAGAACGUAUUUCAAGAUUAGAACAGGAACUUAAAGACAAGGAGAAUCAUUUUCAGAGCAUUCUAUUAACUUUACAAGAAAAAUUUGGGGACAUGAAGCAAAAAUAUGAAAGUCACAUCAUAGAUGUAGAACGGCAGCUGAUGGAAGAUCGUAAAGUGAAUAAUGACUUAAAGAUAAAAAUAAAUAAAAAUAAUUUAACUGAUGCCGCCAUUCAAACUAUACCUCGAUUUCAACACACGGUCGCUACGCAAACAUUCAUUAAAUCAGAUCGAGCUGCUUCAGCAGUGAGCCGAUUAACACAAAAUUCUGCACUAAUAUUUAAUAAAUUAAAAGAGGAUAGUUAUUUGGUAGCUACAAUAAAGGGCCUUCAAGCUGAACUGACUGUCAAACAACGAACUAUUUCUAAGAUUAAUCGAGAAACAGAAGAGCUUAAAAAGAAUUUACGGAAUUCACAAAAGGAAAGAGAAGUUUUAAUGAACUUGAACCCACAAAAGAAAAUAGUUUGUAAGCCAGCGAAGUCAGCAGAAAAUAUAUUGGCAAGAGUGAACAGUGAAAUGGAAACGGAAUUAGGUGAGAUUAGGAAGCAGAAAGAAAACUUAAUGCAAGAAAGAGCGGGAUUAUUUGCAUCGCUUAAACGCACAAAUGAAGAUUUGAUAUUGCUGAAAAAGAAGAGGAUUCAAGAUCUCCAUACUCUCCAAUUGGCACAUGAAAAGGAACUGAUGCAGAUGAAUAUGCAAUUGUAUCCGUUGCAAGAAGAAAUAAAGCUACUCAAUCGAACUGUUGAAAUACUCCAGGAACGAGUGAGGGCCGCUGAAGAUAAAGUGCUUAGGUAUCAAAGUGACAGAGGCGACCCUCAGGCCGGUGGAGAUAACCCGCUGAGUAAGAGUAAUAAUCGUUGAUCGUUUUGAUUUGUGUGUGAAAAUUUACGGUAUGGAUUUUGUUUUUGGUUCGUGCUUUCUAAAUUUUUUUCCCAAACAUGAAACCGAUGCAGGCUGAUAGUUUGUAAUAUAUUAUUAGCGAAUUUAUGAAGCUAGUUAUAUGCACGUCUGC
Vanessa tameamea is the source of this 2183-nucleotide messenger RNA. RefSeq lists its product as uncharacterized. The record is from RefSeq and is a predicted model, not a curated record. The coding region runs from base 140 to 2032 and encodes 630 amino acids. Lineage: Eukaryota; Metazoa; Arthropoda; Insecta; Lepidoptera; Nymphalidae. The transcript has 5 exons. Gene Ontology annotation, biological process: cilium assembly. Gene Ontology annotation, cellular component: axonemal microtubule; centrosome; centriole.